AUGGUAAUUGUCAGUGUAUCUUGAUAUCUCUCUCCUGAGAUGGUUGAAAAUUUCUCGUCACCGAAACGAAGUACAAUUACAUGGCCCACAUUACUUGACUAUACCAAAAUCGAUUGCCAGCGAAUCCUAAGGCGACUUGAACUGGAAGCCUACGCAAAAAUUGUCACUGUAUUCCGAGCUCAGGGCCCGUUAACCGGUGAAAAGCGGAAGACUCUCCAGGAUCUUCAACGUCUUUUAAGCAUCGCCUCAGACAGGCAUAAGGCCGAGGUCCGCCGGGCCCUAAACGACGAAGAGUUGGCCACAAUUUGCGAAUCGUUUGUUUUAUAUUCUUUUCAGUUACCAAUAUCUUUUAAGCAUCUAUGGUAAAGAGACCGAUGACGCAUGGAUCUUGGAGGGGAAACGCAUUGCCCCCCUUCUCGACAGAGGCAUUCCCCAGACUGCAUUUUUGCCCCGCGCCAACCUAGCGUCGGCGAAAUGGGCCGAGUUAAAUUCAAAGUUGCCACGACCUUUUGACACGGCAGACAAGGCAGAAGAGCCAGGUCGAGAUACCGAUUGGGUUCGAUCCGACGAACGCAGAAGCGCUGCCACCGGAGUAAGUUUUUGUUGAAAUUUGUAUUUUGAUCAAGGCCACAUUCCUAGCUAGCUAGGAAUGAUCACCAUCACUCCAGUCGAUUUUCCUUUUUACGAUAUCUCGUUGCAGUUCGCAUCACCUAGACAAGGAUAUGCUUAUGGCUUAUGAUCCGUUUACUUGUCUGUGCGAGUCACUAGCAAAACAUUUAUUUUUCUUCUUAGCAUUAACUUGGAUAAGCUGCUGAAAAUAAUUGGCGUUUGUGCCCUUUUCAAUUCUCUUUCUCUGGAAUAGUCGUGUCUGUCAUUACGUCUUUCUGCAUCUUUCGCUGUUCUGUGAGAUGCCAGAUAAACGCCAGUUGGAGGCUCAACAACCAGCUCCUGUUCCCAGUUUAAGGAUCUUUCCUAACGCCAGCAAUGCUUUUUACGUCUUUUAAGCGAUGUAUUCUUUUGCAAACCUAAGGAGAACGUGACGAGUCCUGUUCCGGAGGCCGCAAUGGAGGUGACUUGUGAAGCAGACAUCUCCAAAACUUCUGCAAGUCAGUCUGAAAUGGAGAAGGAUGCGAAUGACAAUGUUCCCAUAGGAUGUAACGAAAGUGCUAACAGUCUUCUGUGUCUUCCAGAUAAUUCUACCGCAACUUCCAUUUUGGUUGAUGCAGAUAAACAGACAAGGAUUGAAGAAACCCUCUCAAAGUCCAUGUUUCCUCUUUCUUCCAUCAAAACCUCGGCAGAAAAAGAGCCGAGUGGACUGCUCCAAGCCUCAAAUGGAUGCCAGUCUUACGCGCACUCAAACGCCGACUUUUCACCUACGGUAUUUUGGCAUAUGUCGCUGUUACUAUUUAAGUGUUGUCGUUUUUUGCGUUCUCUUAACUUAACCAUGUCCUUAUUUUAAAGGCGAAGAGACGAAUUUACGGUUUACCAUCGCAACCCCGUCUCCCUGGUUCUGAUGAGGCGCCCAGCAAUCGACAACCCGUGCCUUUGUCUACCGGCCUUCCUACAGACCAUAGUAAGCCUGGAGAAGUCGGGGGUUUGAGCAAUGGAGUCACGCCCUUAGUGUCUCAGUCACGCAGCAUUAUCUUUGGCCCCAGCUCGAAUGUGAUAUCAAGUGUCACACCCACUACCACUUCUUCUAACAAUUCUCAGGGUAAGAGAAAAUACUCCAGGCCUUAAUGUUUUCUAAAGGAUAGCUUUUACUUAAACGGCACGUUUUUAGAAAUUUUCUUUUAACUGCAAAAGCGGUUUAUUUUAUCAUUUAAAACGUGCUGUAGUUUAUGCAAUGUCUUGCACACAAGUUUGUGCUCUUUCAAAUCCACGGCUGGCCCGGCUGGUUGCGCGCCACAAUUCAAUCGCCCCUCGAAUGAUCAACGUCAGUUGCAGUCAGCCGGUGGAGCAUUUCAACGACAAGUUUAGCCAGUCCACAAACACGUAAAUCUAACACCUCGGUUUACUGUUACGUGCAAUGGCUCGCAUAACUAAUAAUCUAGCCGGCUUUAGGACUGCCACCUCGUCCCAUUCUUACAUCUUAAUUAUUUUUCUAAACGAAUUUAAGUUAACAUAAAUUGUUGGUGUUGGGCGUAGUGCAGGUCAAACCAAUUUUCUUCUGAGAGUUCAGCCUGUUUGUGACAUUUUCACGGUGGUUGCAAUUAACGGUUUAAGGCGAGGGCGGUGGUGCCAUUUGCCUAAACCACCAAAGUUGCCACCCCGAAUGACGAACGGGUCUUUCAGAUUGCUACGGUGGACUAAAAUGGACAUAUUACAUUAAUACCACUUUCAUGAAGCAACGGUGUUCAAUCAAAUUAAACGUCUCUUACUUUCUGUCCCAAUCUAAAGUUUGCAGGCCACUGUAGAGCGGAUGACUAGACAGCUCGCACGAUGUUCCUUGAGUUUUUCCGAAGUAUUGUAAGGAUCAGACUAAAUCUAUCUAUUCAGUAACCCCCUGGCGUUUACCUUAGGAAGUGGUGUGGUUUCAAGUCACCUAAUGACUAACCUUUUUUACUCGGCUGCCGUUGUGAUGCUAGUUUAGGUUGGCUUCGUCUGUCCAGUUAGGUACCUUGGAAGUCCCGGAACUUCUAAUCGAUGUCGAGUUUAUGCUAAGGCAAAAAGGGCCCUGCGAGAGAACUCAACUUCAGCGUAAUCUAAAAUACAACUCAAGAGGUCACUUAAACUGUUGUGCUCCAGUCUUUUGGCUCCGAUACGCCCGAAUAGGUCUGAAUGGAAACAAACUUCCUUCUGGGCGAUCGUCAUUUUUUGUUGUUUUCCAAACUUAAUCAUGAUGCACUAAAUAAAACGCUCUACCACAGUUUGUUUAACAGCCACUGAAGCGUACAGUUACUAUCACAUAGCUCCCCUUUUAUCUGUCCAAAUUCGUUGACACACUAGAUCUUCACGCCCUGAUCAGCGUAGUCGUACCUUGGUCUUGACUGUUGUCGCCUUUGCCCAGUAACCGUUCUCCGAGUCAGCUCAAACGUCCGUGAUGGCGUACAAAAUAAGGAGCUUCUCUCUUAGAUUUCCUUUUUGAAAUAACUGAAAGUGGCUUUGUUUGCCUCUGCAAAGGAUGCCGGUAGUUAUGAAGCACCUGCUCUCUUUUUGACAGCCCUCCAAAUGACCAAAGUUUUGGGAACCUCUUUCGGUCCGGAUGAGACGAUGACGAGCCGUCUUCAGCACAAUACAACCACCAUUGCGGUUACAGGCGCAAGUGGAACUUCUACUCUUGUGCCUCAACAAUCGGUUGUCACUACCUCUCCAGCUCGACUGAUGAAGACACAUAUUUUCCAUCCUCAACAACCCCAACAAAUUUACAGUUACGCAAGCUUCGCUAAUGCAAUUCCUGUGGCAUCUGGCUCAGUCGCUCAGCUGCCAUCCCCUAGUCUACCAUCCGACAAUAAGAAACAACCUGUCGUUAUCCAACAGACCGGCGGUGCCGCCACGUCUGGCAACGUCAUUGUUGUUCACCGAGGUACUUUCCAAUGCUUUUGGACUGACAUCCUCCCCCCCCCCCGUUUAUCGACUAACCUUUAUCUGGAACCAUAUUUUUAUAGACGUCUAGGUGAUCGUAUCCUCUUGCAAGAGCCCGAUUAUCAUAAGUAAACACUUGGUAAACGAUAUGGUUCGUGGUUACUCAAGUUCUGGCAAAGGUGAAUCACGAUCCAGUAUGCAGACGUACAGCUAGGUACGUAACUCGCAAGGCUGGAACUGUUGGCCAAUUUCGUAAUCUUUCUGGUAGCUUUGCUUCCAAGUCCACACUGAAGGACGUCUUAAGUCGCCGUGACCAUUCCAGUCUCUCUUCACUUCGACGUUACUCGUCCGACAUUAUUACUGUUCGCUGUGCGACUACCUGCGAGGACUCUUGAUUGUUCCCCACUGCACAAAUGACGACCAUGCUUUACACUGUAACGUGAUUGCUGAGCGGUCCUCAAAUGCUGUUUAAGAUUUCGAUCACAGCCGUCAGUAUACUAGGUCUGUGGCAUAAUGGCUGUGAGUUAGAUUUAGCACCCCGGUGACCGGAGUCCGGAUUAUCUGAACCUGGGAUGGGGGGCAUGGUUGGGUGACGACGGUCAAUAAACCGAGAACCGCCAUACUUUGUCAUUGUCAGUAUUCGUUCUGAAUAUUAGGUAAUAAGUUAAAAACGCUGGUAAGCCCACAGCCGCGGGCGUUUGCUUAUAAGUGGAUGGCGUCAUCAAAAAUCAGCAAAAAUUACCUGGGACGUUUUGCAGGGACUUUGCUGAACGCCCUCACACUUAGUUGCUCGACGUCAUAGUAACCCUCGAAUGGUCAUCCUUUUAUCAUCAUAUCGACUAGAAACCUCACGAGGUUCAAUCCUAUUUAUCGGAAUUCUUACCCGUUUUCACUGCUCUGACUCGUCUCAUGAAGGUGCAUCUGGCCGACUGAUUGCUGGUGGUGCAUCGUCGGCCAUUCACGGUAGUGGCAUUACCCAUACGGCUUCCACUGCUGUUGCUGGCCAACCCUCCUCAACGGUGAUGCCUAUCGCUGGUGCAACCACUCCUUCUGGCAAGCCAUUACGCAUUCUCAGCGUCCCCGCUUCCAUCAUGUCGGCGUCGUCAAAUACAUAUACGCCUACUUUUCACCAGACCUUCUCUGUUUCCCAACGAACUGCACCCUCAAUCGGUGGGGUAAGUUGGGCUGCUUACUGCUUGUCGGCUGCACACUGGCAUUGUAUCCGUUGCUGCCGCAGCUCAUUUCUUUGUUGUCUGCUGUUAGCACCUCUCCGCUUCGCUCUCCUGAUUUGUGGCUUCGCGUUUUCACCCUUUUGCAUGCUUAAUUCUGUGCUCCGAAGCGCAGAACUGUCUCUCCUGUCAGGAUAGGACUGCAUAUGUUAUCUGCUGUCCGUUCGACUGGCAGUCCAUCUAUUUCUCACAGGAUCCUUGUUUUCGUCCUCAGCUUGACCAUACGUGCGCCGUUUUUCCCCGCAAUGAAAGUCACCUGCAUAAUUUUAUCUUCCGCCGGUGUGUCCGUGUUGUCAUUGCGUGGUCAGAGCCCCCCUGAUUCCCGUUGUUGGACUAUUCUUUUAUCGUAAACUGUCGGUUCGUGUUGUGCAGUGCCCUUUGCCUAUAAAAAUUGUCAUUUUAAGAGGUGUAGAAGAGACUGUGCGGGAGAAGUGAAUGGAAUUUACAACAAAAACUUUGCUUCUAAUGGCUCAGUCGAAGCUCCUCCCCGUUCCCCAGUUUACCUGUGUCCUUUUGUACUUAAAUAUCCAUACGUACUCAUUUUUGUCUCACCAUACCGCCUGAUACUGCCUGUAGUUUAUACUGGCGCCUUUUUAUUUACCCAAGUCAGUGCUUGCACCUUAUCCGUUGAAUUACUCCUCACUAAGAGCACAGCCUUCCCUUCUGGACUUAACAUUAUAGAAAAAAGAGAAGCGCGCCUGAGACUAAAGUUGUAUUUGCCAAAACGAGUACGCAAGGUUCCGUAUAGGAAAGAAUACUUUGGUGCGGUUACUCUACCGUAGUUGACGUUAAUGUACUAGCCUCUUAACUCCAAUAGCCUGAUACGCUGCCGAUGUCAGAUUGGCUCCUGGCACGCAUUUAUCGGGCUGGCCCGAUUAAAUGCAAUGUCUAAAACCUAUUUUGAUAAUAUGCCUACUGACUGAAUCUAAGUAGAUCGUUUAUAUUCGUAAUCAAUUUUAGCCGCGACUCUUAUUUUUAGUCGAAUAAAAAAGUAAAAAAGAGUCGCGGAUAAAAUUGGUAACGAAUGUAAACCAGCUACUUAAAUUCAGACAGUAGGCAUAUUAUCAAAAUAAGUUUUAGACAUUGCAUUUAAUCGGGCCAGCCCGAUAAAUGCGUGCCAGGAGCCAAUCUGACAUCGGCAGCGUAUCAGGCUAUUGGAGUCAAGAUGCUAGUACAUUAACGUCAACUACGGUACAGUAACCGCACCAAAGUAUUCUUUCCUAUACGGAACCUUGCGUAUUCGUUUUGGCAAAUACAGCUUUAGAACACAGCCUUUCGACAGGAGCUUAUGCCGACGACCCUUAACGAGCUUGUUCAACACAACUUCAGUGUUAUGGGUUUUGCAUUGUCUCCAAAUGGUCACGUGGAGCCGGUUUUGGUUGGUAGCUUUUUGAUGUACGUUUUUGAAAGGUGGUUAUGGGAAAAACUCGACGCUUUUUGUCAAAGCAUUAGUAGGCCAUGUGCCUCACGCGCUAUGCAUAAGUUUGCGAGAGUCCUCUGAUCAGUCGGAAAUCGGCUCAACUACACUUAACAAAACACCCAGUCAUUGAUGAACGACCAUCAGUUAAAUGAAGACACAAGAGAAGUGUUGGGGGUAAUAUUACGUUGGUCUCCGUAAGGGGAAUACCGAAAGCUCGAAUAUUUGUAUCAAAUGAGCAAGCGUUACUUUUGUAAGAACAUUAAGUCUGCAUAUGUAUAAAAUUGAAUAGCUAGAAAAACAUAGGCGCAGAAACCCUUAAAAACCACUUGAAAUAGUCUUCAGAGUAAAUAUCAUCAAAGGAUUAAUGUAGUUUGACAGUUACUCACCCGGAUAGAGAUGCCACAGGAAUAGACGUUUUCGUCAGACCACACGUCGAUAGGCCGGCCAGUGACUUAGACAUUAACACUAGCAAGUGCAAUCAUAAGCAUACCGUCUUCUAUGCGGUAAGAAAUUUUUUUCUGUAAAUUUAAUGCAUGCUUUCUGGAAACUAAACCACCCUGGCUUCCAAGGCGUUCUGGGAUUAUCAGUGAACUCUGAGGUUUCCAGCGUUUUUAAUCUAGUGUUCAAAAUGCUGGGCUCUAUAAGUUUUUUAUCAUAACUUUAUAAAUAAGACAGUCCUUGGAAGCUUUUUACCUAAGUUGUGAGUCCUCGGAUGUGUUAUUCCCCAUGGAGGCGGUGGUUUGGGUGAUACUUAUAGACUAACCUGAACAUGAAACUUAAUCCUCGAUUAAAAUUGACAUUCACAACGAAGGCACGUGGUGAGUGGGCUCUUGAUCAAAUGAAAAACGUCACAGAUAGAUUUCCAUGCCGUGUUGUGAGGCUCGUUGGAGACCUCUUCGACAUACGCCCAAACGCUGUUGUUGAGGGGAUUUAAGUCUGGUGACGAUGGUGGCCACACACCCCUGGGUUAGAAAUAAGGCAUGUGGUCCUCUAGCCACUUCUACGUCUUCCGUGACAUACGUGUAGGCGCACCAUCUUGCUGGAAGGCCACAUUGUUGUCUAGAGUGUAGUUGGAAUCUAUCGAAGGCUUGGCAUGCUUCUGAAGAACAUCCAGGUACACGUCUGUGUUCACUUUGGCCCCGACUUUGAUGAACACAGGGGGCAUGACUUUGCCGUCUGGGGAAUCAGGCGAAAGACCAUCAUAGACGCUGGAUACUGGGUCUGAAACUUGUACUUAGCAUUCUCAGGUACCUCGUUGACCUUCGGGGGACUUAUGUAGCUAGCUGUUCGUCUGUUGGACACCGAAUCGACUGUGAAAAGUUUUUCGUCGGAGUAGAGCACCGUGUAUUGUUCUCUCUUGAGGAAGUUGGAGAUUCUCUUCUUUCUAGUCUCUUCUCUUUCACAGCCUCAAUAACGAGAUGCUUCUUGGUCCUAGCCCUUGAGUUAGCCAUCAGGUCCUUUUUCAUGACAUUCCUGACCAUGUGCUCCGACACCCCAAGCUCCAAAGCAAUCUUCCUCAUGUUGCGGACAGGAUUGCUACGAAUACGAUUCCGGACAGUCCCUAUAAGACGAGAGAUUCGAAUUUUUUUGUUCUUUCAUUUCCGGGCCUCCUGUCGAUGCGGCCGAACUUCUUAUAACGGUCGAUGAUGGUGUAAACUGUCGACCUGGCCAUUUCCAACUUGGCAGCGAUGUCCGUGGGCGAGAAGUCAGUUAGAUUAAGCUUAAUAACUGCCUUACAACUUUUUCAUGGCAAAAUAUUCGAAAACUUCCCAAGAAAUUGUUGUUGCAUCGUUACCACUGUAUUCUAAAGGAAAAAGACGUAGAUUUCAAUACAAAUAUUUUUAAUAAGUACUAGCAAAACCUACGAAAUGUACGGUCACAUACGGUAAAUGGUAAAAUAUAGCUUAAACGCCGACACUGUUCUCAAUUCGUUUUGUAGUUAAAUAUUAGGGUUAUGAAAUGCGCACUAAAAUAUCUUACUGUAUACUUAAAAAUUAAAAAGCCCGUUUGAUGGUGAGCCUUUUCGUUGUCACUUAUGGAAUGUUUGUACACGCCCGCGAAUCAUGGAUGUGUUAAAGCAAAAAGUCAACUCUGGGCGUUAUCACUGAUUUCUAGGGCAUGCAGUUGCACAGAUCUGCAGAUGAGUAUUUUUAUAAAAGCUUCGUGUUUUCCUGAGAAUAGCGUGUUUAUUCUCAUCUGGCCCCACCUGAGUCACGCGCACUGAAAAAUAAGGUUUGAGGUUAACGAUGGUUGUUUUUGUACACAUCGGUCGCUUAGAUUAAUUCUUCCCACUAGCCAGCCAAAAACAAUUGCACAGAUAUGGUCUACCACAGGUAUGAGUACAGUAAAUCGACUGAACACAAGGCGGUGUUGAUUUCCGGCCGAAAUUGUAGACCUUUCGAUCGACGAGACAUAUUCACGGUGAAAAGUAAAGUGUAUGGCCUUUGAUGUACGCCAGCAUAUCCAAAACUAAUUAUCUGAAUUAUGGCUAUCAGUUCCCAGCAGUCUGUUCAUGUAUUACACACACUUAUUCGGAAUCCCCUUUGUUUUUGCAUCUCCUUGGCGCUCGCCCCCCUGGGGAGUCAUUUUAAUAAAUUUGCUCUUAUUCUGCCAGGGAAGGGCGCAUUUAACCUGGAAACACUUUUAUAGAUCGUAAACUGUUAGCACGCAUUUCACGCAGAUUGACAAAUGGCCUUAAUUUCAACAUUUUCGCGAAUCAUGUACUCUAGCGUAUGUCUGUAAAACGACAGUUUGUCCCCCUUUUUGAGCAAUAGCUUACUUUUAUAUGCCGCAGUUGAGGAGUAGAGCCCUUUUUUUGCAUCAGCCGACAAAACGAAGAAGCGGCUCGAGUUCACGAAAAACGACCGCACAACUUGCAAGCUCUUUACAGUCCGUUACCUUGGUCCUAGAACGUUCGCAAGUAAAACACCUUCCUCAAAAAGUAACAUAUGUAGCAAAUAUUUUCAGUUUGCCGCGAACGCCAAAUAUCUGAAUACAGGGUAUAUUACAGGUACUUCCGUAGACACAAAACAGGGUAUCACAGGCAUUUAAUACUUGUUACAAUGUCCGCCGGCCUUACUAGCUGCAUUUACUUUAUUAAACAGUCGGCAUUUGAGGCUAUUGAUUGCUAAUUGUUGGUAGAAAUCCCUUUCCUCCAUUGGCGACGUCCUCUUCCUCGUCUUCUGCCAUUUCUUUUUAACGCGAGCUAAGGUAUACUUCCACUCACAUCCUUCGGGCUACAAAUUAUUGCAAGGUCGCAUGCGGAGUGGAUGACCACCGACGGAAAUAUUGGAGUCCACCAGUAACCUCUUCCGGUGAAAUCUCCAUUCAUCCAGCGCGUGGCGUAGACCGUUAACCCUGAAGUCGUCCGUGACAGCAUCCAUGCUGCGGGUCGUGUCUUUUGCAUACCUCCACAUGUAGCUUCCACCGUCUCAGAUGACAUCAGACGACCUUUCUUGGAAAUGUUUAUUGACCUUGCCUGUCCUUGAGGUUUAUUCGAUUGCAUGACAACCCAUGCACACUUCGUUGGUUUAUCCAAAUGCGAAAUCCCUUCGCCGAGGUUAAGGGACUUUCCAAAAAGACCCCCGGACGGUGUACGCGAGCACUUAAGGAGAGUCCGUAUGGUAAAAUUAUGCAACAUAUGUAUACGGAUGACUGCCUGUCGCCUGUUGAUGAAUAUUGGGUGGUUAUCCCACGGAAGCCAAUGGAUUCCGGUUCAGCAAUUCAUACCAACUUUCAAACAGAGCCUAUAAGGCUUGAUUCCGACUGUUUGACUCCACGCUAGUGCAUUAAUUUCCGAGAAGUCUAAAAGACUGAAAUUUCAGAACUAGAGUGUCUGCCGGAAAGCGCACGGAGGAGGGGGGGGGGGGGUAAACGCUGGGGACCGCCCGCUGAGCCAAACCCCUCUCAGCUGUGUCCUGUAGCGGUAGAAUAGCUGCGAAACUUAAAAGAUUAUUUUGAACGGCCUAUCUAAGGAAAAUCUCUCGCAGUCACUGUGAAGAGCCAGCGUGUGUCUGCCGCGUCCAGGACAGAUCAAGUUUACUGUAUCAGCCAUUGCACAGAUUUUUCUCCAGUCGCCUUGAUUCAGUCUUGCCGUUGGGACAUGGCAAGAAUGAGAAGAAGCCGUGAUGCUGAUGUUCCGAAAAUCUUUCUCUGCGUGUUCCAUUUCGUGCUCGAGUCAGUUCGAAUGGGACAGCCUAACGGCAAUUCUGAUGUCUUGAAUCUUCCCCGGAGUGGCCCUGCUAGUGCAGAACAUAUCCUUUCCAAUGGUCUAUGCCGUGCCAUUCAGUUCCUCAACUAACUUCAGUGGUUGGCUGCUACCAUUCGAAUCAAACAGUUCUAGAUCAUUUUGUGUAGACAGUAUGAUGCAACGAGGUGGCCGCCUGUCGUGGGGUCUUUUUCAAUGUUCAUUUUUUUACAACUGGUCGGGUUUCGAGUUACCUUACGUAAAAUUAAUCACAGACCUGUUGUUCAGCAUUUUAAUUCCCGAAUACAAGAAAGCAGUUCUUGCCCGAUGGAAGGGUGGACGUCCACCUGCACUUAAACGAAUAGUCCUGUCGAAUUUGAAUCAGUUAGUGCUACUUGGGGGGUCUUGUACGUUUGUUCUCUGGCACUUUAAAGCGGCUAAGUAGAGAGGCGUCUUCUUCAUGUGAAAAUGCAGUUUCCUGCAGUAAGAAAAUUUGAAAAAGUCUUGGGCCAUAAUAAUCAUUUGUAUCAUGGUCAAAUCAUACUUUUGAACAAGACCAGCGAGGAGUUUCGUUACUUCUUCUGAAUGACAGGUUCAGUAGUCCACUUAUGGCAUCCCGGAGCCAGGCGGUUCCUCGCCAGAAUGCUUUUCUAUCCCCUCAUUCACUGACACCUCGUCAGAUUGUGUUGCCCGGAGGUGUCAUAAACCCAUGGGCAUUUGACGGAAAGAGUGGCGAUCGAUCUCUUCUGCACGUAAUGUGGACACUUUAAACAGCACUGUGUCACUGCUUCAUCUGGAGACCGUUAUCUUCCCCCAGAGUACCACGAACCGUAGGGAAUCCUUCCAUUUCAAGGUUAGCACUCAUGCUGGAGCUGCUCAUCGGACUGUUGUUGUAGCCCUUUUUCUUACUCACCCCGAGUGUUGGUUUUGCGCACUUGACUAUAAAGGUCAACGAACAAACUCGAGCUCGGCGCGCCUACCUGAUUGUCUCUUCGAGAAAUGCCACCUAACUGGUCUUUGAGACAGUAACAAAUGGUUGUGUAUCAUCUUUGAACCACCUACGAUGGUAAAUUGAGAUGGAACACAUCGUACCUCGGUAGCAUUAUGAACAAGACACAGAACAGCAGAAGUAUGUGGAAGUCCAAGGAUUAGGGUUCUUAGCAAAGCGAAAAAUAAAACCAAAAUGGACGUUUGGUAACAAUGAUUGUCUUAUUAAUAUCUCUGCCAUGUAAAGAUCGGUACGUGCUGUCUUCUACCUACUUUCUCAACAUGUCGGGCCGUUUAUUUAAUCAGUCCAAUCUAAUGUUGGGUUUGUGUCAACUUAAAAUUUGCAAGUCCGGUCCCUAAUUGUCUCUUAUUUCCAUGUGUAUGCUCUUCCUUUCACUAUAAGUCAGACAACUGGUUGACAUCAAUGGUAGCCGAAGCUGAUCAAGUUGUGAGAACCCCUUUCCUCUUUCCCUUGACAAUUCAUCACACUGGGUGUUCAAUGAAAUCGCGCUCCCUGACCAUCGCCAAUGAGCUUCCUUGUUCAGUAACCACUGACUGCUCUUGUAUGUGGAUCAUGGCAGGGUUUGCUGUCGAACCGGACUGUGUCCUUCCUGCCACUGUUCGGUCGAUGACUAUCACAUAGGUCGUUUUGCAUGUCUGAAAUCACCCAAUACUUCUAAUGUGUGGCAAAGCCAUCAAAGUGCCAUAUAUGAGGGUUCGAACAAAACAGCUAUAGGACAACUUUCUCGAAUUUUCCCAGUGUUAACUGCCUGAAGACUGUCUGGACGAUUUUUUGGCAAUCGAGUACCCCAGAUGCGCAUAGUUCGUAAUUUCCAGCCGCACGCGAAAUAGGCGCCCCGCUACCGCAGUUUCCAUUCUUCUUUAUCACAGUACUUCUCUUUUCCUCUCUCCCCCGUUUUCACCGAUUUUGCAGUCAUUUUGACUUGCGUGCCAACUGUAACAUCUCACUGUUCUUAAAACACAAAGUAUGUAUGUUCAUGUGUGUGUGUAUGCCCAUGGUGUCUUCUUCGAAAAUUACCCUAAUUUUCCUGCUCUAGGCAAACGCUUCCGAGACCCCACUCUCCAGCGAGCAAGGCAUCUAUUACUAUGUCACCAACCCCCAACAUUCAGGCAAGAACCCCUCUCCUGUGAAACCUCGUUCCUCCGCGCCAGUUGCCCUGAAGGUGUUUGAAGCACCGGCGCCUCCUGUUCCUCCGUCAACUCUCCCCGCAGUUGAUUUGGAUGCGGAAUGCCCCGAGCGAGAGCGAACUGUGCACUCUUCCAUGACGCCUGAUAAACCGGUAUAUACACACCUGCGCAAGCAUAUGUUGGCACACGAACUCGCGUUUUCUUCAAAAAAAUGUAAUCGGUAACUGGUUUCAUACGGGGAGAGGUCACACAAAAUACCCCGAAUAAGGUGAUGUCCAGGCGUUGCAGGGAUAUGUGGUGUAUUAAAGAUUAAGCUAGAUCCGACCGGCCAGGAACUCUGCUGCCCGAAACGUUUUCCCUGACAUCUGUUGUUUCCAUGAAUUUCGGUCGUAUUCCUCCCGAACUUGCUACAGGGAAUGCUCCUAUCCAAUUUAGGAGGAUGGGGACGGCAGACCUCAUAACACUGUACCCUGUGGAUCUUGUAAUCGCAUGGGACGCAAUCGAACUUCGAAUUGUCAUUAAAGAUAACAGCAAUCUUCGGCAUUUAUAAGGGUAUAACUAAAAACUGCUGCUCAUGCAUCUAUUUACCCAUCGUCUGGACAAGACCUCUCCCCUCUGACUGGCGUCUGGUUCGUGAGACUAGAUUGGGCCGGUGGUGGCACUUUAUGUGCGUAUCUUUCCUUAUCUGAGCUUCCACACUACUCGGUCCUGGGGAAUUCAUGCCUUUCGAAUGUUUUUUUGAAGUUUCUUCUGCAAGCAGCGCUUGCUGCACAGGAAAACAGCUACCUUACAAUUGUUUAUUCAUACAGAUACACCGCUUCUCCUGCUUGCAUAUAGCACAUAAUGCGUGGCUUGCUGCAAGUUCUUCACGCCCGGCAUCCCAUUCCCGCCUGUCAUCUGUUCGCAUUGGCUUAAAUUUAGUGUUUUGUGGAUUACAGGUCCGAAUUUCUUACUGUCGUAGUCAGUAAUUGCGACUCGAUCAGAUGGGUAGAUAGGAAAUCAGUGAUAAGCGUUUACACUCUCAAGGGCUGUUAUUGGAGGCGUCCAUAAUUAAGAUCGGUUUUGUUCACAGCUUUUGUAGGAGGGAAGAACUCCGCACCGUACUCACCCAAUUGUAGGAGACGAGAUCCCGACAAGAGCCCUUGCUACUCUCGGAGUCAAAGAGUUAGACCAUCGUGCACUGAUGCACUAAACUAGGCACGAGCGCGAUAGAAGCACGUCCAUCGUGCUAUGGCUGUAAACAGUAUUUUUCGUUCAUAUUGGACGUGGGGUUGACCUGAAGAUUCCCAGGUUACCUGAGCAACAAAUAAUCAGUCAUAUCUGUAUCUCCAGUUCUACUAACCCUUUCUUUUUUGCCCUUUCUAGGUUCGCGCCAAGUCCUCUUCUGUUGAAAAACAGCCGCAUCCGCCUACUGUGAGCGGCUGUAGUGUAAACAUACUUACAGUUCCCGGAAUGAAUCCCCGCUCCCCCAUCUCUGUUGCCGCUACUGUGGUCGUUCCCGCAUCAUCAUCAACCGUCCCGGCAGUCCCUGCCACCGCAUCCACAGUCCUGUCCCCUGUUCCCGUUCGUGCACCCUUCAGCAAGCCGGCCGAGAGCGCAACCUGCGCGCCCGUAUCCCUUGUCAGUGUCCUGGAGCCCAAGCGGCCCCGUGUUGCCUUCGUGCCAUCUUCGCAACCUCUUUAG
This is a messenger RNA of Spirometra erinaceieuropaei, 14176 nucleotides long. The record is from the annotation of a GenBank genome assembly. NCBI's taxonomy places the organism in Eukaryota, Metazoa, Platyhelminthes, Cestoda, Diphyllobothriidea, Diphyllobothriidae.